This is a messenger RNA of Folsomia candida, 719 nucleotides long. RefSeq names its product DNA-directed RNA polymerase II subunit RPB11 (gene Rpb11). Lineage: Eukaryota; Metazoa; Arthropoda; Collembola; Entomobryomorpha; Isotomidae. The coding region runs from base 161 to 514 and encodes 117 amino acids. The transcript has 4 exons. Gene Ontology annotation, molecular function: DNA binding; protein dimerization activity. The record is from RefSeq and is a predicted model, not a curated record. Gene Ontology annotation, cellular component: RNA polymerase II, core complex. Gene Ontology annotation, biological process: transcription by RNA polymerase II.
UGGACCGGGACUCAUUUUGCACGGCAUUUCUUACUCAAGAAGAAGUUGUCCCAAAUAUCAGAAUCAAUUUCAUCCAACAACAUAAUUAUUUUUAACUAUUAAUCGUUCCCUUUGACCAUUUCGAAGUUAAGCCAAGUUUGCGUUCAUCUAGUGCGUCGAAAUGAACGCACCCCCCACCUUUGAAUCCUUCGUGUUGUACGAAGGAGAGAAAAAAAUCUUGGUAGAAUUAGACACGAAAGUUCCAAAUGCAGCAAUAUUUACGAUCAAUAAGGAGGACCACACUUUGGGAAACAUGAUCAGAAUGCAGUUGUUGAAGGACCCUCACGUCCUAUUUGCCGGAUACAAGCAGCCGCACCCCCUGGAUCCCAAAAUCCUUAUCCGAGUUCAAACAACGGCCGACUACACGCCUCAAGAUGCUCUAAAAAACGCUAUCACGGACUUGAUCUCAGAGUUGUCCCUUUUGGAAGAACGAUUUAGGGAUGCCAUUAAGGAAAAACAAGAGGGGAUCGACUAAAGUUGCAUGGCCGACUUUCAGAUGUCUUCAAUUUAUUCUGAUUAUUUGGUCUGGCGUUUAUUAAUUAUAUAAAUAUUUCAACUUUCAACCAGGGCAAAUAUUAUACAAUUUUGUAAUACGUUUAUAAUAUAUGAUAAUAAUGAUAUGAAAGAAACAUCGCGCGUAAAUCUGAUAAUUGAUUGUAUAAAUUUUCAUACAAGGUGUA